CUCUUGAACCUGCGGCGACUGGUGGGUGUCGCAGUUUUCGCAUCCUCGACCUUUAGUCACGAAUCACAUUGUUCGAAACUAGUGCAAUGCGUCGAUCGGCUUUUGUGGUGUGCUUUUAUUCGUGGUUAAAUUUUGUAACUUGUGGGCGUGCUGGCAGCAGCUCUUUCAACACAAAUGGUGACAACAAACAGAACCACUCGCAGCACGGACCAGGCUUCUCUUUGCCCGACAAUUACGUCAAAGAUAUGUAUUCAGAGAUCAGGCCCCCUUCGACCAAGGGAAAUCCCGUUGUCAUUGAUUUCAAUAUCUUCGUCGUUGACAUUAAUUCCAUCAACGUCGAAGACAUGGAUUUCCGUGUGGACAUGUUCGUGAGACAAAGCUGGACCGAGUCUCGUUUAAAUAUGCCAAACGACAUAUUCGAGGAAGGCGAUGAUUAUGUGACCCUACCACCGGAGUUUUUCGAAAAUGUUUGGCAACCGGAUCCCUAUUUCUUGAAUUCCAAAGUCUCGGAAAUAGCUGCACUCACUCACAAAUUUUCAUCAGUAAUGCUGUACAGGAACAAAACUGUUAGAUAUUCGGCAAGAAUGCACGCAAUAGUAGCGUGUCAAAUGGAGUUUCAGCUCUACCCAAUGGACAUACAAGUUUGUCCCAUUUACAUCGAGAGCUUCUCUUACAACAGCAAAAAACUCCAAUUAAAAUGGGGCAAUGGUGGAGUCACAGUGAAUCCUGAAUUAAAACUCCUGCAAUACAACGUUGGGAAACCCUUGCUCGUCGAGGAAACGAGCAAUUUUAUACCCGAGAAAAAUGGAAACUUCUCGCGCUUGGUCGUCUACUUCCGUUUCGAGAGACAGAUCGGUCAUCACCUGAUUCAAACAUUCGCACCUUCGACACUCGUCGUGAUGCUAUCGUGGUUCAGCUUUUGGUUGGGUCUCGACGCCAUACCUGGUCGAGUUACGCUUCUUGUCACGAGUAUGCUCACCCUAGUAACCAUGUUCACGGGUCUCAAAAGUGAUAUUCCACCGGUCGCUUACGUAAAAGCGCUCGAUCUUUGGAUGGCAGGAUGCAUGUUUUUCGUUUUUGCAGCACUCGGUGAAUUCGUUGUAGUUAAAGUUUUGGAUUUGCGUGAUCAGCAGGAAAUGGAUGCGCUCAAUUUGCCACGACAGUAUUACACGAGACUAGCUUCGAUGGACAAAAGUUCAUCAAUUUGGGACUACGAUUCGAUGUCGAUUGCACAGCCGAAAAAAAAGCGUACGGGCAGUCGACACCUUUUACAAACUGCCUGGUUGGAUCCAGAAAUUUUGAUGCACACUAAAAAAGCACUUUCACAGAAAAUUGAUGCCCACAGUCGUGUCGUAUUCCCAGCAGUGUUUUCAUUAUUCGUUGUGCUGUAUUGGCCCAUCGUAUUUCUUAAAAAAUCAUCUUAGAGAUUACCGACCCAAACUUUUUACGCAAUAUGCUGCGUCGAAUUGAAAUGAAUUUCUCGUUAAUACUUUAUGUACAAGAAGUUUAUUAAAAAUGAUCAUACAACCUCGA
Venturia canescens is the source of this 1533-nucleotide messenger RNA. It is a transcript of the gene alka, whose product is annotated as alkaliphile. NCBI's taxonomy places the organism in Eukaryota, Metazoa, Arthropoda, Insecta, Hymenoptera, Ichneumonidae. The record is from RefSeq and is a predicted model, not a curated record. The coding region runs from base 87 to 1424 and encodes 445 amino acids. Gene Ontology annotation, molecular function: transmitter-gated monoatomic ion channel activity involved in regulation of postsynaptic membrane potential; chloride channel activity; transmembrane signaling receptor activity. Gene Ontology annotation, biological process: chemical synaptic transmission; regulation of membrane potential; chloride transmembrane transport. Gene Ontology annotation, cellular component: plasma membrane; neuron projection; synapse. The transcript is spliced from 9 exons.